AUGGUCGCGCCGAGGAGGAGGCGGCGCUCCCCGUCCGGUCCAGAUGGACGGCCACACACGGGAGGUGGGGAGCGGAGCGCCGGAGGAGCCAUGGCCUCGGAGCAGAAGGCCGCCAAUAGGGUUUCAAUCAAUCGGCCGGCCCUGCCGCCCAAGCUCAACGCCGGCGCGGACCGGAUCAGCGGUCUCCCCGACCACCUCCUCCUCAAGAUCCUCGAGCGCCUCGACCUGCGGGAGGCGGUCCGCGCCGGGGUGCUCUCGACGCGGUGGCGGCACCUCCCCAAGCACCUCUCACGAGUGGACCUCGACGUUGCUCACUUUCAGGGCGCGACGCCGCUCGAGGCCACGGACGCGUUCACGGGCGCGGUCCGGUCGUUGCUCGCCGGGGUUCCCCUCGCCGAGAGUGGCGCCCUCAAGUCCCUCGUCCUCGGCUUCUACAUGCCUUCCUCUCCUCACCUGAACACCAUAGGCCGCCUCGUCCAGGACGUCGUGAGCUUGGGCCAGACCGAAUGCCUUGAGUUUCGCACGUCCCUGCCGCCCCCCGAGCCGCUGCUCGAUGAGAUUGCGCGGCAGUUCAUGUCCUUCUGCCGCGCCUACCAGGUCGCCUUCUCUUGGCUCACGAGUCUUGCACUCGAGCGCCUUGUAUUUGACCAUUCUGACAUCACCGAGCUCAUCAGCGCUUGCGGUAGGCUCAGGCACCUCAGCCUGUGUGCCUUCAGACUGGUUGAUCCGCACUCCGUGCUCAAGAUCGACGUGCCGCACUCUGGAAUCCAGGAGCUCGAAUUCAGCUUCGUUGGGUGCAUGCUGAUCGAGCUCAUUUCUGUCCCUAAACUUAGGAAAGUGUGGUGCCAUUAUUGGUUCUCCCAGAACCCUCCAUUGAGCUUCGGCUAUGUUCCUGAGCUUCGCUUUGUAAGACUCUCUUCUAGAGCCCGGGCAUGGCAGGAGCCAUUCGCGCUGAGCGAGUGCCUGUCAAGGAGUGCCAGCAACCUGUCGAUACUUGCUCUCAAUUUCAGCUGCCAAAUGAUUUGGAUUCUGCCAGAACAUCCGAAGAAGCUCACUGCUAUGUUCAGAAACCUGACCUCUGUGUUUCUUUGGGAUAUCUUCAAUGAGUGUGAUCUGAACUGGACAUUGUUUAUCCUUGAAGCCGCACCUUGCCUACAGUGUAUUGAUUUAUCUCGACAUUCAUGCAUCGAGACGCCCGACAACAGUGCCGAGAAGACCAACGUGAUGUGGGAGCCAUCCAAGGAUUUCAAGCACCUAAACUUGAAGUUGCUGGGGAUCCAAGGGUGCGAGGAUGAAGACAAGGUGACAAACUAUGUAAGGCUUGUGAUGGAACGAGCUGUGCGGCCGUUGAUAAUCAAGCUGCAGGAUGAAUUCCCAUGCAGGGACUGCAAUGCCACCAACCUUGACAGAUCCAAGGCGGACAAAGCUAGCAGGCGCCGGAUUAAGGAGCGACUCGCGCAUGAAUCAUCCUCAUUUGUGGAGAUAAUUAUCUGA
Triticum turgidum subsp. durum (durum wheat) is the source of this 1494-nucleotide messenger RNA. The record is from the annotation of a GenBank genome assembly. Lineage: Eukaryota; Viridiplantae; Streptophyta; Magnoliopsida; Poales; Poaceae.